Striga hermonthica is the source of this 735-nucleotide messenger RNA. The record is from the annotation of a GenBank genome assembly. NCBI's taxonomy places the organism in Eukaryota, Viridiplantae, Streptophyta, Magnoliopsida, Lamiales, Orobanchaceae.
AUGGAUUUCUCCCCUCCACAAAAUCACCCGCCGAUAUCACGUGAAGCGGAGGCGGAAGCAAGAACCGAUUUUCGAGCUGAAGACACUACCGAAAGCAUCGGUAGCGUCUCCGGUGACAUCUCCGAAAAAAAAAGAGACUCCGGCCAACAAAGUCAAGGAGACGCCAAAUGGCCUCCCGAAAAUGAAGUCGUUUUUGUCAAUGUUCUGUUGGACGAAGUUGUGAUGGGAAACCGUGUAGCCUGUAAGUUCACACCGAAUCAAUGGGCGACCAUUCUUGCGAAGUUCAAGGAGCAGUGUCCUAUUCACUAUCCUUACAAAGUCGCACAACUGCAAAGUAAGUACCAACGAAUGAAGGCAAAUCCGAGUUAUCAUGACAUGGAGGGCAAAGUAUGUGUGCACUACGAAGCGUUGAUGACUAUUUUUCAUGGGACGACCGCUACGGGGUCGAAUGCAAGGGCAUCGACUCAACGUGUGACCGAGGGACGUGGUGAGCCAUCUGGAAUGGAGACCCCGACAUCUCAUCGAUGGAAUGCUGGGCAGAAUCAGUCCGUUCGUCGAAGGAGAAGCACGAAGUCCAGUUUCGACACCGCCAUGUACUCGUGGUCCGACUUGAAUGUGUCGCUGAAAGAAAAAAAACAACAAACCCGUGAAGCUAACAACGAUGGAACAGAAAAUGUGCGACCUCCAAGCUAUGCCAAAUAUGGACGAAGAUCUUUUCUAGUUUGUUUGCAAUAA